UGAAGAGCCCUGGGGAGGGCGUGCUCGGGUUCCGGCCCGGCCUCAUUGACGGAAAGAAACCAGCCUGUUCUCUCCCGACACUGUGUCCUCUGUCGCUGCCACGCGGGGAUGGAACUGGGGGAUGGGACUGGCAGAGGUAGCUGCAAUGAAGUCUCCGCUCAUACCAAGUUUACCCACUGGGCUUUGGGGACCGCGGUCAGUGGCUUAGGCCAAAAGUUGGAUUUAUUCGUUCAUCUCCCGGAAAUCUCAUCUAUGUUCUUUCUUCAUUCACUCAUCCCUCAAUUCUACUCUAAGCCGGGGCCCAUUGGACACCAUGAAGCUGCUGCCAGUCUUGGGGCCUGGAGACAAGCCCAGGAAAGCAACAUGGUACACCUUGACCCCCCCUGGAGACAGCCCCUGUGCUCGGGUUGGCCACAGCUGUUCAUAUUUACCCCCAGUUGGUGAUGCCAAGAGAGGGAAGGUCUUCAUUGUUGGGGGAGCAGAUCCAAGCAGGAGCUUCUCAGAUGUACACACCAUGGAUCUGGGAACACACCGGUGGGAUUUAGCCACCUCGGAGGGCCUCUUGCCCCGGUACGAGCAUGCCAGCUUUGUUCCCUCUUGUGCUCCUCAUACCAUCUGGGUGUUCGGAGGUGCUGACCAGUCAGGAAAUCGAAAUUGCCUACAAGUUCUAAAUCCUGAAACCAGGACUUGGACCAUGCCGGAGGUGACCAGCCCCCCGCCAUGCCCAAGAACAUUCCACACAUCGUCUGCAGCCAUUGGAAACCAGCUGUAUGUCUUUGGGGGCGGAGAGAGAGGCGCCCAGCCUGUGCAGGAUGUGAAGCUGCAUGUGUUUGACGCAAACACUCUGACCUGGUCACAGCCAGAGACCCUUGGAAAACCUCCAUCCCCCCGGCAUGGUCAUGUGAUGGUGGCAGCAGAGACAAAGCUCUUCAUCCAUGGAGGCUUGGCAGGGGACAAAUUCUAUGAUGAUCUCCACUGCAUUGAUAUAAAUGAGAUGAAAUGGCAGCAGCUAAGUCCCACGGGGGCAUCUCCCGCAGCCUGUGCUGCCCACUCAGCUGUGGCUGUGGGGAAACACCUGUACAUCUUUGGAGGGAUGACUCCCACAGGAGCACUGGACACAAUGCAUCGGUAUCACAUAGAAAAGCAGCAUUGGACCUUGCUUAAAUUUGAUACUUCUCUCCCCCCUGGACGAUUGGAUCAUUCCAUGUGUGUCAUUCCAUGGCCAGUGAUGUGUACUUCUGAGGAAGAAGAUUCCAAUUCUCUCACUCUGAACUGUGAUGCUGAGAAAGGGGAUUCCGCCAGCAAAGGAGUGACCCAAGGUGGUGACUCACACGAGGAAAGUCAGACUGACACACUGCUUUGUUUUGUGUUCGGCGGGAUGAAUACAGAAGGGGAAAUCUAUAGUGACUGUAUUGUGACUGUAGUUGACUAAUCCCACAUUUUUAUUAAAUGACAACUUUUCAGGGAAGUUAAAUGAAACCUUAGCUAUUUUAUACCUCCAAAAUAUUUUCUGCACUAUAUAUCCCUCUAACUCUUACCUAAUUUGGGAGGCGAAGAAAUGGAUAGCCCAGUGUAAAAACCUCAAUUAUAUAAAGGGUUUUUCCAGCAAUA
Leopardus geoffroyi (Geoffroy's cat) is the source of this 1611-nucleotide messenger RNA. It is a transcript of the gene RABEPK, whose product is annotated as Rab9 effector protein with kelch motifs. NCBI's taxonomy places the organism in Eukaryota, Metazoa, Chordata, Mammalia, Carnivora, Felidae. Bases 314 to 1432 code for a protein of 372 amino acids. The record is from RefSeq and is a predicted model, not a curated record. The transcript is spliced from 8 exons. Gene Ontology annotation, molecular function: protein binding.